AUGGGAGACCAUGAUUCCGCACAACUCGCAAAACUGAUGGAAUUGAUUCAAGAGAUGCACGCAAAGAUGGAUUCAAUGUUCCGAAAGUGGGAGCCACAAAAGGGAAAACCCGCAAGGGUCGAUCAAGCUCUAGGGCCAACGGUCAAAUUCACCGUAGAAAAGCUUUUCGAUGUACCUAAGCUGAAGCAACCGAAGCCAACUGUUGAAAUAUUGGUGGUAUCAACUGUCGUUCAAGUCAUGGAGUCAAACAAAAAUCCAGAGAAGACAGAGACAUCGUUUGUGGCUGAGCCAAAACAACCUGAUCGCGUGGAGGAUAGUAGCUGCAAGAAUAGAUCGUUUAGUCUAAGAAUACCCGAACAAUUCAAGCCUUCUCGUUAA
Microthlaspi erraticum is the source of this 378-nucleotide messenger RNA. The record is from the annotation of a GenBank genome assembly. Lineage: Eukaryota; Viridiplantae; Streptophyta; Magnoliopsida; Brassicales; Brassicaceae.